Molecule: messenger RNA, 5569 nt
Organism: Leptonychotes weddellii (Weddell seal)
Lineage: Eukaryota; Metazoa; Chordata; Mammalia; Carnivora; Phocidae
Source: RefSeq, a predicted model, not a curated record
CUGACUGUGGAUACCCUGCCCCCGCUGUCACCAUAUGACUCAUCGGACACCAAUGCCAAAAGACUCUGAAUUCAUAUGCCCUGCAUCCAACUGGACAGCUGGACUUGGAUGACUCACAAGCAUCUUAUAUCUGAAGCUACUUUCUUGAUCCUGGGCCCCAACCUGAUGAUGCUCUUCUCCUCUUCUUGACAAACUCCAUUCACACAUUUGGUUGAGCCAGAAAAUUGGGGUCCUUUAUCCUCCUUCCCUUUUCUUUCACGUCUACUUCAUCAGUACGCCCCUGUCCAUCCUUCCUGAAAUGUACUUCCCUUAAAUCCAGUGUCAAACCAUUGCCACUUCUCCCCUGGAUGUCAACAGUCUCCUGCUGUGGUCCCCCUGCUUUUGCCUUUGUUCCCCCUAUAAUCCACUAUUCUCACAGCAACCUGAAUGUUCUUUUAGCUAUGUAAAAUGAUCUUAUCACUUCAGCUUAAAAACCUGCAAUGGCUUUCUUUGCUUGAGAAAAUAAACCUAAACUCCUUCCUGAGACCCAUGAGGUCCCACAGGAUUUGGUUUUGCCUCUCCUCCCAGUGUCAUGUCAGCUCUUCUUCUCCUUCAUCACACUCCUGUCACGCUGGCCUUCUUUCAGAUCUUUGAAAUGGACAAACUCCUCCUCACCCUGGGGAAGAUUACUCUCGUCAUUUCUCUGUUGCCUCUGUCUUUUUUAUCAGAACUGGUAUUGUGCCAGAGAUGGGCAGUAGGAGCAGGAAAUGAAAGCCUGGAAAGUGCCCAAGUACCAGGUACCAGCUGGUGCUUGUGCCAAGGCUUUGCCCUCCUGUCCCUCCCAUAUCCCAUCUGCCCUGGAAAAGAAGAAAAGAAAAUCAGUGCUGCUUGUGUGGAGCCACCACUGCCAGAGAUGAGGGUUGUGCUGAGCACCCUUGGGAGGUUUGUCCAUCGAAGUAGCUUCAAAUAGCAAGUGGAAAUGUAAGUCCCUUUUGUUCCUUCUUCCUGUUCUUUCAUCACAGAUUUCGAAUCCUUUGGGAUGAAGAGGUAGAAAGUAUGGGUCCUGAGAAAGCCUCUCUGGGCCGAGUGGUCUGGAAAUUCCAGAGGACACGUGUUUUGAUGGAUAUUGUGGCCAAUAUCCUGUGCAUUAUCAUGGCAGCCAUAGGGCCGACGGUUCUCAUUCACCAAAUCCUCCAACAGACCGAGAGCAUUUCUAGGAAUGUCUGGGUUGGCAUUGGCCUGUGCAUAGCACUUUUUGCUACUGAGUUUACCAAAGUGCUCUUUUGGGCUCUUGCCUGGGCUAUAAAUUACCGCACAGCAAUCCGGUUGAAGGUGGCUGUCUCCACCCUGGUUUUCGAAAACCUGGUGUCCUUCAAGACACUGGCACACAUCUCUGUUGGCGAGGUGCUCAAUAUACUAUCAAGUGAUAGUUAUUCCUUGUUUGAAGCUGCCUUGUUUUGUCCCUUGCCAGCCACCAUCCCUAUCCUAAUGGCUGUUUGUGCAGUGUAUGCCUUUUUCAUUCUGGGACCCACAGCUCUCAUUGGGAUAUCUGUUUACAUCAUAUUCAUCCCCAUCCAGAUGUUUAUGGCUAAGCUCAAUUCAGCUUUCCGAAGAUCAGCAAUUUUGGUGACAGACAAGCGAGUUCAGACAAUGAAUGAGUUUCUGACCAGCAUCAAGCUGAUUAAAAUGUAUGCCUGGGAGAAAUCUUUUACCAGUACCAUUCAAGAUAUAAGGAAGAGGGAAAGGAAAUUACUGGAAAAAGCUGGAUUUGUCCAAAGUGGAAACUCAGCCCUGGCCCCCAUUGCAUCUACAAUAGCCAUUGUAUUGACAUUCACCUGCCACAUCCUCCUGAGACGCAGGCUCACCGCCCCGGUGGCAUUUAGUGUGAUUGCCAUGUUUAAUGUAAUGAAGUUUUCGAUUGCAAUCUUGCCUUUCUCUGUCAAAGCAAUGGCUGAAGCCAAUGUCUCUCUGAGGAGAAUGAAGAAAAUUCUCAUAGAUAAAAGCCCCCCAUCUUACAUCACCCAACCAGAAGAUCCAGAUACUGUCUUGCUUUUAGCAAAUGCCACCUUGACAUGGGAUCAAGAAACCAGCAUAAAAAGUGACCUAAAGAAAGUGCAGAACCAGAAUAAGCAGUUUCUCAAGAAACAGAGCCUAGAGGCAUACUGUUUGAGUUCAUCAUCCCAGGGAGUUGCUGGCCCAGAGGAGCAAAGUAAUAGCUCCAAAUUGGUUCUGCACAAUAUAAACUUUGUGGUGAGAAAGGGGAGAGUCUUGGGAAUAUGCGGGAAUGUUGGAAGUGGAAAGAGCUCCCUCAUUGCAGCUCUCCUAGGACAGAUGCAGUUACAGCAAGGGAUCGUGGCAGUCAAUGGGACUGUGGCCUAUGUUUCCCAGCAAGCAUGGAUCUUUCAUGGAAAUGUGAGAGAAAACAUACUAUUUGGAGAAAAGUAUGAUCACCAAAGGUAUCAGCACACGGUUCGAGUCUGUGCCCUUCAGGAGGACCUGAGCAGCCUUCCUUAUGGAGACCUGACUGAGAUUGGGGAGCGGGGCCUCAACCUCUCUGGGGGGCAGCGGCAGAGGAUCAGUCUGGCCCGUGCUGUCUACUCAAACCAUGAAAUCUACCUGCUGGACGACCCCCUGUCAGCAGUGGAUGCCCACGUGGGGAAGCAUGUUUUUGAAGAGUGCAUUAAGAAGACGCUCAGGGGGAAGACAAUCGUCCUGGUGACCCAUCAGCUGCAGUUCUUGGAGUCUUGUGAUGAAGUCAUUUUGUUAGAAGAUGGAGAGAUUUGUGAAAAGGGAACCCACAAGGAGUUAAUGGAGGAGAGAGGGUGCUAUGCAAAACUGAUUCACAAUCUCCGAGGGUUGCAAUUCAAGGAUCCUGAACACAUUUACAAUGCAGCAAUGGUGGAAGCCCUUAAGGAGAGCCCCGCUGAGAGAGAUGAAGAUGCUGCUCUGGCUCCAGGAGAUGGGAAAGAUGAAGGAAAAGAACCUGAAACGGAUUCAGAAUUUAUAGACAUAACAGGCGCCACAGGACUUGUGUCUGUCUCCGUAGUUCCUCUGCACCAGCUCGUCCAGACUGAAUCCCCUCAGGAAGGAACCGUGACCUGGAAAACGUAUCACACGUACAUUAAGGCUUCUGGAGGGUACCUCCUCUCUCUGUUCGCUGUGUCCCUCUUCCUCCUGAUGAUCGGCAGCUCUGCCUUCAGCAAUUGGUGGCUGGGUCUCUGGCUAGACAAGGGCUCACAGAUGACCUGUGGGCCCCAGGGCAACGAGAGUGCGUGUGAGAUGGGCACAGCGCUGGCAGACACAGGGCAGCACGUGUACCCAUGGGUGUACGCAGGGAGCAUGGUGUCUGUGCUGACCCUUAGUGUCAUUAAAGGUUUCACCUUCACCAAGACCACACUGAUGGCGUCCUCUUCAUUACACGACCGCGUGUUUGACAAGAUCCUAAAGAGCCCAAUGAGCUUCUUUGACACAACUCCCACUGGCAGGCUAAUGAACCGUUUUUCCAAGGAUAUGGACGAGCUGGAUGUGAGGCUGCCAUUUCACGCAGAGAACUUUCUGCAGCAAUUUUUUAUGGUGCUGUUUAUUCUUGUGAUAUUGGCUGCUGUGUUUCCUGCUGUCCUUUUAGUCCUGGCCGGCCUUGCUGUUGGCUUCUUCAUUCUUUUACGCAUUUUCCAUAGAGGAGCCCAGGAACUCAAGAAGGUGGAGAACAUCAGCCGGUCUCCUUGGUUCUCCCACAUCACUUCAUCCAUGCAGGGCCUGGGCAUCAUCCACGCCUAUGACAAGAAGGAGGACUGCAUUAGCAAGUUUAAGAUGCUAAAUGAUGAAAACUCCAGCCACCUCCUAUACUUUAACUGUGCUCUCAGGUGGUUUGCUCUAAGAAUGGACGUCCUCAUGAACAUUGUUACCUUCAUUGUGGCCUUGUUGGUGACUCUGAGCUUCUCCUCAAUUAGUGCUUCAUCCAAAGGCUUGUCUUUGUCUUACAUCAUCCAGACCUGUGUUCCUGAGUGCACUCACCCCCUCAAAGUGGAAACCUGUCCGCAUGACUGGCCCAGCCAUGGGGAGAUAACAUUCAGAGACUAUCAGAUGAGAUACAGAGACAACACUCCCCUUGUUCUUGACGGGCUGAACUUGGUCAUUCAAAGUGGGCAGACAGUUGGGAUCGUUGGAAGAACAGGUUCUGGAAAGUCAUCAUUGGGAAUGGCCUUGUUUCGUAUGGUGGAGCCAGCCGGUGGUACGAUCUUCAUUGAUGAGGUGGAUAUCUGCACGAUUGGUUUGGAAGACCUCAGAACCAAGCUGACUGUGAUCCCUCAGGAUCCUGUCCUGUUUGUAGGUACAGUAAGGUACAACUUGGAUCCCUUUGAGAACCACUCAGAUGAGAUGAUCUGGCAGGUUCUGGAGAGGACAUUCAUGAGAGACACAAUAAUGAAACUCCCGGAAAAAUUACAGGCAGAAGUCACAGAAAAUGGAGAAAACUUCUCAGUAGGGGAACGUCAGCUGCUUUGUAUGGCCCGAGCACUUCUCCGCAAUUCAAAAAUCAUUCUCCUUGAUGAAGCCACCGCCUCCAUGGACUCCAAGACCGACACCCUUGUUCAGAGCACCGUCAAAGAUGCCUUCAAAGGCUGCACGGUAUUGACCAUUGCCCACCGCCUCAACACGGUUCUAAACUGCGACCUCGUUCUGGUCAUGGAAAAUGGGAAGGUGGUCGAGUUUGACAAGCCUGAAGUCCUUGCUGAGAAGCCAGAUUCUGCAUUUGCAAUGUUACUAGCCGCAGAAAACAAAGUUCGACUGUAGAGGUCCCUGAUGGGGCCACAUCAGCUGAUUUUAGAGGAGGAGGAGGAUGCUUCAGAUGAGUUGGAGGAGCCUGCAGGAGAAGGGCCUGCCAUUUCCGCAGGCAGCCCUGGCCCAUAGUUCCUUCCAUCCCUGACAUAUAAGUUGAGCUAGGGUGGAGGUUGCUGUCCUGCCUUACCCAGCCCAUGCCUCCCGACCUCACCUGGCAGGCUUGGGGUUGGUUCUGGGUGGUGAACUGAGGCAGAAGAAACUAAUGGAUUAAAAAACUGCCCCUCACCUCCUAAAACCCCAAGGUCCCCAUCAAUGUGUCUCCAUCAAUACCACCUCAGUGCUUGAGAUUGGAAACAUUGUAACUUUCAGUUAAACCUGAUCAAACGGAAUGGGAAAAUGCCUAAGGAUGGAAUUUGUAAAAGUUUCCUGCCUUGUUACCAGAAGGGAAAAGAGCAGAGUUUCCUUCCCGUUAAAGUCCUAUUCACAUCUAUUUUGAGUGUGUGACAAGCAGUAACUACACAGAUCUGUAGCAUGAAAGACUGAUUACAGUGUUUGGUGAAAAAUUAAAAAAAAAUCAUAUUAUAUGUUCCAUUUGAUCUAUUAGAAUAACGAGGAAAACAAAAGGUUGGAGUUUCUCUAUAAAUGACAUUUUUAUAUCUUCUAUAUUGGUCACUAAAAUGCAGUAGGAAAUUAAACUACCCUGAAAUGUUGCCUUGCAAUUAUUUUACUGAAGAUCUUCCACUUUCUGUACUACUUCCUCUCACAGACCCUAAUUGCUUUCUGCGUACACUCAGUAAUAAACCCCCACAGC